AAUGGUGUAAUAAUUUAAAUAUAUAAUGCCAAUGUUUUAAUCGAAAAUGUUAACGAUUUUUUUGUGACUUGUGUAAUAUUUUUGAAUAAUAUUAAGUUUAAAUUUUAAAAUGGAUGACAUUGUAAAAGUGGUUGAUUUCGAGACUAUAGAAGAGGUAUUCGUGUUAAGCAAAUACCCGAAAACGGACUACACAUAUUCGCCACUGUCGCGCGACCGAGUGGAGCUGGCUCCCGGACAAGUCGCGGUGCCGAAUAUGUCGCGACGGUCGCUGUCGCAGUUCCGUAUCCAAGGGCCAAAUACCGUGGACGAACCGGAUAUACCUGUCAAAUCUGUAUGGAAGACCAGCACGUUGCGGAACCGAUUUACUACGGUAGACAGUUCAGACGACGAGAGUGCGUACACCCGCAACGGCGCCUACUCUAAAGCAGACGAGCGAUGGUGGAUCACGCAGUUGCUGGCGACCAUCGUGACCACCGUUACCACCGCCACCAGCGACGCGUACAGGAAGGUUGUGGGGCCUUCGCACAGAUACCCAUACACUGACCGGAGACCUGCUCAGAGCAGCAUAGUAUCGCGUACAGCGUCAUUGGCGGUGGCGCCGUUUUACUGGAUCUAUACGAUUAUCAAGACCAUAGUGACGACUACAGUGACGACAAUAACAGAAACGAUAUCGCCGAGGGAAGUCAACGAGGCUAAAGCAUACGGGGCCCGGUACGUCGAAAAACCCGCCAGCAAAAGACACUGGUGGCCUUGGAUACUUCUGCUGCUAUUGCCCACGUUCGGAUAUGGAUGUUACAUGUACAAAGACGAAAUUAUGCCGCAACAAGAAAUAUUAGUCGACACAUACAAACCUCCAACCAUUGUGCAAGAUGUAGAUUUAACGAAACGCGUAGCUGCCUUAGAAAAUUGGGCGUUAAACGUCGAUACGAGAAUCAAAUUCUUCGAUCAGAAACUCUCGAAAUUAGACAACAUAGCGACCCAAAUAGAGGAAUAUUCCUUCCACAACUUACAACAGAACCUAAUCCGAAUCCUGAACGACGAUAAAAACAGUGAAGCUGUAGCGGCGAAACUCAAAUAUCACUUCGACAAAAGUUACGUUUCCAACGAGCGAAUGGAAAUACUCAGCCGCGAAAUACACGAGAAGUUAAUUAAUUCGUGGAAACCUGGUAUAGAUGAGGAUGGAAUGAGGAAAAUCGUCCAGGAAUAUUUGCUGACAAUCGAAAAGCGUCAGAUGGAGUUGAUCGUGCAGAAGGUGAAAGAGUAUGUGAGAGAAAUCGAGACACGGCCUGUUGAAAUGAGAUCGGAGGUUGACUACGAUGUUGUUAAGAAGAUGGUUGCCGGCAUGCUCGAGGUUUACGAUGCAGAUAAGACUGGACUAGUGGAUUAUGCUUUGGAAUCUGCUGGCGGGCAAGUUAUAUCGACGAAAUGCACGGAGCUGUACCAAAUCAAGACGAAACAGUACUCGAUACUGGGUCUUCCCGUAUGGUGGGUGUACACGUCGCCUCGUUACGCGCUCACCCCGGGCGCCAUGCCCGCAGAAUGCUGGGCUUUCCAGGGCUUCCCGGGCUACCUCGUCAUACGCACGUACGCGAUCAUCGAGGUGACUGGCUUCUCGCUGGAGCACAUGUCGCGACUUCUAGCAGCGGAGGGCAAGAUCGAGUCAGCGCCCAAGAACUUCUCUGUUUACGGUCUACACGAAGAACUAGAUAGCGAGCCACAUCUCUUCGGCGAAUACAUGUAUGACGCCAACAACACAUCCAUACAGCACUUCCCAGUUAAAUACCCUAAAACCACGAACAUUGGUGGGGUUGAGUAUCCGGUAGCUUACGACAUCAUAGAACUUCGAGUGGAGAGCAACCAUGGCAACCCUACGUACACAUGCGUCUAUAGAUUCCGGGUUCACGGAAACCCACUGACAGACAUACGGAGUGCAACUGAAGACAGCAUAAGAGACAGUGAAACAUAGCAGGAAUUUCUAGAAAAGUAAUAUAACUGACAUUAAGCUAUGUAUCUGUAAAAGUGACAACAGAAAUUUCUAAAAAAAAGUGACAUUAAACUCUAUGUGUUAAAGUGACCAGUGAAUUGACUUAUAAACGUCCGGCUGCAGUGCAAAAUUGUGUUUAAUAUUUGGAACAAUACAACAUUCCUAGGAUAUAUUGAUGUGGACUUAAAACUGCAAGCUAUGUUACAUUAAUGGUCUAAAGUACAAAAUCUGAGUGUUGACUUAAAUGUAGUAUUUAUGUACAAACCUAGAUGCGUUUUGUGUGCAGGCAUAUUUUCCUAUAAAAUUGAACAAAUACAUAAUUACCGUACCUAAAUACAACGUUCUGAUUGAGCGUUAAUUGUAACGUUUGUUGAAAUUAACUGACGAAAAUUUAGGUUUAGUUAUAGUUUUAUGAAUAGUCCCGAAUUUAUGAAGUACAAUAUUAAAUGUUCAAAACCCAAAUAAAAUCUAAAACAAGAUAAUCUUUUAAGCAGUACAAAUUUGGAUUAGAUACUCUAUCUAAUGUGUAUGUUUAAGGAAAAUGAUAUGUAUCACCUAUAAAUAUUUUGGACUCAUUUAAAAUUGCAAUUUUCAUUUAUAGAGUGCAUAAAUAACUUAAAUAUUUUUCAGUAGUUAAAUAAUAACUUUACAAGACGCUGUUAGAACGUUUGAUAGAAAUGUUAAGUUUCUCUAUUUUGGCUAUUUCUAAAUAUUUUACCAAACUUGAUUGUUGUAUAUUGAGUAUUUUGUUUAAACUAUGUCCAGCUAUAGAUACCGCACAAAACCUGUUAUACGCUUAGUUAUUCUGAGUACUUUUUAUAAUUGUAUGUAGAUUUUAAUGAUUUUAACUGUAUAAUUAAGUUUUUAAUUCUAAUAUUUUAGCGUUUUAAAAUACGUGAGACAAUGACCAUUAAGCCUUUAAAAUUGUGCCCAAUUUAUUUAUUACUUCACCAUUAAAAAUAUAUCAUCACCCCACUUUCAUACUUACAACAUGGAAAAAAUAAAUUGAGUGUGCUGAUAACCGAAUUCCGCACGAAAAAUAUUUUGUGACGUUAAUUUUGACAACUCUUACAAGAGAAUUUUUGCUCACCAUAAAUUGAGUGAAGAUCGGAAUUUAAUAAAGUGUCAGGGUUCCUGCCGAAAUAAUUUUUAGAAUGAAUUCUAUUUCUCAAGUAAGUAAUAAAACUAGUAAACAUGUUUUAAGCUAAAUUUGGUUUGAUUUUCUAGAUAGCGCGACAACCAGGCAAAUAUUUGUGGUAUAUUUUAAUUAUUCGAAGGUUCCAAUUAUUUAAUAUUCAGAGCAUAUUUUGGAGCAUCUGGUGGUACAUGUAAAAAAAUAUUUGAUUAUUAUAGAAAACAUCACAAAUCAGCAAAUCGGGGUAGUGAACAACAUGCAUCCAGUCUACUAUAUAAAUUCAAAAUUUAUUUAUGUAGGCCUUUCACAGGCACUAUGUUUACAUAAUUGUAAGGGG
Molecule: messenger RNA, 3456 nt
Organism: Pararge aegeria (speckled wood butterfly)
Lineage: Eukaryota; Metazoa; Arthropoda; Insecta; Lepidoptera; Nymphalidae
Product: SUN domain-containing protein 1-like
Exons: 9
Coding region: 110-1966 (618 amino acids)
Biological process (GO): nuclear envelope organization
Cellular component (GO): meiotic nuclear membrane microtubule tethering complex; nuclear envelope
Molecular function (GO): protein-membrane adaptor activity
Source: RefSeq, a predicted model, not a curated record